This is a messenger RNA of Papaver somniferum (opium poppy), 2557 nucleotides long. RefSeq names its product oligopeptide transporter 3-like. Gene Ontology annotation, biological process: transmembrane transport. The record is from RefSeq and is a predicted model, not a curated record. Gene Ontology annotation, molecular function: oligopeptide transmembrane transporter activity. Bases 57 to 2336 code for a protein of 759 amino acids. The transcript is spliced from 6 exons. NCBI's taxonomy places the organism in Eukaryota, Viridiplantae, Streptophyta, Magnoliopsida, Ranunculales, Papaveraceae.
UCUGAAUCUCAUCUUCAUUUUUCAGUUCUUCAAAACUAGAAUUAAUUGAGGCUAAAAUGGAGUCAUCAAAUGAGAUCACACAUCAAUCAGAAGAAACGGUACUCAAUCAUCCACAAGAAAAAGGAACACUAUAUGAUGAACAACCGAUCGAAGAAGAAGAAGAAACAGAUCAUUCACCAAUCGAAGAGGUUAAACUAGUAGUACCAGAAACCGAUGACCCUUCUUUACCAGUAAUGACAUUUAGGGCAUGGGUUCUUGGUACACUUUCUUGUACCAUACUUAUCUGUCUAAAUACAUUCUUCACCUAUAGAACUCAACCUUUAGUAAUAUCUGCAAUCUUAAUGCAAAUGAUAGUCCUACCAAUUGGUAGAUUCAUGGCUAGUGUACUUCCAAAAAGGAAUAUAAUAAUGCUAGGGAGAACAUUUAGCUUAAAUCCUGGACCUUUUAAUAUAAAAGAACAUGUUAUUAUCACAAUUUUUGCAAACUGUGGUGUUUCAAGUGGUGGUGGUGAUGCUUAUUCUAUUGGUGCUAUUACUGUCAUGAAAGGUUUUUAUAAACAAAACAUGAGCUUCCUUUGUGCUCUUCUUAUUGUCUUGACUACUCAGAUAUUGGGGUAUGGAUGGGCAGGGUUGUUGAAGAGGUAUUUGGUUGAUCCAUCUGAAAUGUGGUGGCCAUCAAACCUUGCUCAGGUUUCUUUCUUCAGAGCUCUUCAUGAGAAGGAUCCAAAUUCUAGGGGCCUAACAAGAAUGAAAUUCUUCCUCAUUUUCAUGGCGGCAAGUUUCGUUUACUACGCAUUACCUGGUUAUCUUUUCACAGUCUUGACCUUUUUUUCAUGGAUUUGUUGGGUAUGGCCCCAUAGCAUUACUGCUCAACAGAUUGGAUCUGGUCAUCAUGGACUUGGUAUUGGUGCUUUCACUCUUGAUUGGGCAGGAAUUUCAGCUUACCAUGGAAGUCCACUAAUUACACCAUGGGUUUCAAUUCUCAAUAUUGCAGUUGGAUUCAUUAUGUUCGUUUACAUAAUCAUUCCUAUCUGUUAUUGGAAAUAUAAUACUUUUGAUUACAGAAAGUUCCCUAUGUUUUCAAAUAAACUUUUCACUUCUGCCGGUCAAAAGUAUGAAAUCAACAAGAUCCUGAAUCCACAAUAUGGUCUUGACGUUGAGGCUUAUGAAAAUUAUGGAAAGUUAUAUCUCGGAACGUUAUUCGCUCUUUCAAUUGGAUCCGGAUUCGCAAGAUUUUCAUCUACUAUCGUUCAUGUUGCGCUCUUUCAUGGCAGUGCCAUUUGGAAACAAACUAAAUCAGCAUGGGAAAAUGUGAAUGUGAGAUUGGACAUACAUGCAAAAUUAAUGAAGGCUUACGAAGACGUCCCUCAGUGGUGGUAUCUUAUUCUCUUGGGAGGAAGCAUUGGUUUGUCUCUCUCAAUGUCUUUCAUUUGGAAAAAAGAUAUUCAGCUUCCUUGGUGGGGGAUGAUUUUGGCAUUCGUAUUGGCUUUUGUCGUUACCUUACCCAUUGGAGUCGUUCAAGCAACCACCAACCAACAACCGGGAUAUGACAUAAUAGCACAGUUUAUGUUUGGCUAUAUCCUAAAAGAAAAACCCAUUGCAAGUCUGCUUUUCAAAAUAUAUGGACGUAUUAGUACUGUUCAUGCACUCUCGUUUUUAUCCGAUCUAAAACUUGGUCACUACAUGAAAAUUCCACCUAAGUGUAUGUACACCGCACAGCUUGCUGGAACAAUUAUAGCUGGUAUUGUCAACCUGGGAGUUGCAUGGUGGAUGCUUGAGAAUAUCGAAAACAUAUGUGAUGUUGAUGGUCUGCAUCCAGAUGGUCCAUGGACUUGUCCAAAAUACAAAACCACCUUCAAUGCUUUUGUUAUAUGGGGUCUAAUUGGACCAGAAAGAUUAUUCGGACCAGGUGGAAUGUAUCGAAACUUGGUGUGGUUAUACCUCGUAGGAGCUGUUUUGCCAGUACCAAUUUGGUUGAUGAGCAAAAUCUUCCCUGAGAAGAAAUGGAUUCCAUUGAUCAACAUACCACUGAUAUGUUAUGGAUUCGCCGGCAUGCCUCCAGCAAGCCCUACAAACAUUGCUUGUUGGCUAAUCACAGGGAUGGUAUUCAACUACUUUGUGUUCAAGUACAAGAAAGGAUGGUGGCAGAAAUACAACUACGUUUUGUCGGCAGCGUUGGAUACUGGGACAGCCUUGAUGGGCGUGUUAAUCUUCUUCGCACUAGAUAAUAGGAAUGUGAUAUUAAAGUGGUGGGGAACCGAAGGUGAUCACUGUCCCUUGGCUACUUGCCCAACUCAACAUGGUAUUAUGGUUGAAGGGUGCCCAGGUUUUAAGUAAGUAGGUUGGUAAUACUUUGGAUAAUCAAUGAGCUCAAAGUGUGUUGAAAUCUUUAAAUUGGCUUUAGCUUUAAAUUUGAAUUGUAGUAAGAAUAGCUUAGUGAAGUGAAGCAGAGUCUUCCCCUUGAACAUUGAUUAUCUGUUAGGUUUGAUUAAUAAUACUUUUUAUGGAAAUUAUUAAAAUACUUCUGGUAUUUGUUGCCUUGCUGCUGGCGGAAGCUG